Messenger RNA from Telopea speciosissima, 1620 nucleotides. RefSeq names its product RNA demethylase ALKBH9B-like. Bases 45 to 1403 code for a protein of 452 amino acids. The transcript is spliced from 6 exons. The record is from RefSeq and is a predicted model, not a curated record. Gene Ontology annotation, molecular function: mRNA binding; demethylase activity. Lineage: Eukaryota; Viridiplantae; Streptophyta; Magnoliopsida; Proteales; Proteaceae. Gene Ontology annotation, biological process: mRNA catabolic process.
GUUUGCAUCUGCAGAGCAGCAGCAGCAGCAGCAGAAGCAGAGAUAUGACGAAAGAAGGUGUUUCUGGCGAGAAAGUGGAAACUUCCGGCGACUCUGUGUCUCUUUUGAAAGCUAUUCAGCAGCUUUGUCGCCGGAAGGAUAUCCUGGAGAUGUUAUCUGAAGGGUUCUGUCCACGGGACAAGGGUUUAUUCCAGAGUCGCUUUGAAGAUCUCUCUAAUGGAAAAUUUGAUAUGCUACCAUCUUUAAAUGGUAAUUACUCAGAGAGCUUGACUGAUUUCUGUUCUGUGGAUUCAUCGAACUUGUUUUCACCAAGGAAGAGGCCCACAUCUGACAGAAAGAACCCUCAUUCGUAUGAGAAUACUGCCCAGAGCUUAGCAAAAACUCCUGUCUCUUAUGUGAGACACCAGAUGAGUUAUUCUGAUUCCUUUCCGGCAUUAUUAAAUAGUAGCCAACAUUCAUUGGAUGAAUCUGAAGCAUCUCUUGUUGAUGAAUUAAAUGAAAUGUCUCGAGUUAGAAUGGAAGAAUUUGCAUAUAUAGAGAGGAUUAAUGGGAAGCCAGUAGAUAUAGUAAGUGGGCUUGAGCUUCAUACCAGAGUUUUUAAUGAAUUGGAUCAGAAGAAGAUUGUUGAUUAUGUCUAUAGACUACAGCGUCUAGGACAGGAAGGGCAACUUAGAGCACGUACAUACUCAGCGCCGAAGAAGUGGAUGCGUGGUAAAGGGCGUGUUACAAUUCAAUUUGGUUGUUGCUACAACUAUGCAGUGGACAAAAAAGGGAACCUUCCCGGUAUCAUGCGAGAUGAAGAAGUUGAUCCCUUGCCCCCCUUGUUCAAGAAUAUUAUCAAGAGAUUGGUCAAGUGGAAUGUCCUGCCCCCUACAUGUGUUCCGAAUAGUUGCAUUGUUAACAUUUAUGACAAAGGGGACUGCAUCCCUCCUCAUAUCGACCACCACGAUUUUCUCAGGCCUUUCUGUACUCUGUCAUUAUUGACUGAAUGCAAAAUACUGUUCGGUUCAAAUCUGAAGAUCGAUGGACCUGGAGAAUUCUCCGGUCCAAUUGUCAUACCUUUACCUGUCGGCUCAGUACUAGUCUUGCAAGGAAAUGGCUCUGAUGUAGCUAAGCAUUGUGUUCCAGGUGUGCCUGCCAAAAGGAUCUCCAUCACAUUCAGAAAGAUGGAUGAUAGCAAGCUGCCAUUCAAAUUCAAGCCUGAUCCAGAGUUGCAGGGCCUUCAGCCUCUUUCUUACUCUUUGAUGAAGUCUCCAAUUCAGCAGGUUCCACAUCGAAAUCCUAUUUAUCAAAAUAAGCAAGCUAUGAGCAAUGAGUCUGAGGAUCUUUUGGAGACAGCUAGCAGUUCUUUUCACCUUGUUAAACAAGAUUUCCCCCCCACUUGGUGGCUCAAACUCAAGUAGCAGAUCAAAACCUAACAAGAACAGGUCAUAGUGAAGGAAUAUUUAUUUUUGAUUGACUGUUUCUUCUUUUACUGUACAGGGUCCACCCCAAAUCAUUUAUUUUGUAUUAACCCAUGUAUUACCAUAGGAGUAGUUUUUCCGUGUCUUUGAUUUUGUUGGAUCAUGAUUUAAUUAGGUUAUUAAAAUAUUUAAAGCUUAUGAAUAAAUUUUGUUUGAA